Molecule: messenger RNA, 1041 nt
Organism: Penicillium atrosanguineum
Lineage: Eukaryota; Fungi; Ascomycota; Eurotiomycetes; Eurotiales; Aspergillaceae
Exons: 2
Source: RefSeq, a predicted model, not a curated record
AUGAUGCCUUUCUUAUUCACCGGCCCGGGGCUAAAGCACCUUUGUCUAGAGCCCCAUGAAAGUGUCGAUCCAGCCGGAAUGGACCUACUGAAAGCGACAUGGCAAAGCUUGAUUGAUACAAACGAACCUAAGGCAAUAUCCCAGUUAGAAUCAGUCACGGUCCCCAGCAACCGGCCCGAGGGAAGCCUUCUUUUCAAAUUAGCUACCGCAGGAAAUCUUUCUCAACUUCGCACACUCGAGAUUGGUUGCAGAAUAGUCAACAUCGCUGGGCUAUUUCCAAAUCUCAAGAGACUUUUUCUUGAUCUCAAUACCAGAAAUCCGCGUACUUCCACUAUUAAGACUGACAUCGAAGAAUCAAUCACUGGGGUACUGGCCUUUCGCUCGUUGGAAUAUCUUUAUAUCAGGGGUCUUCGCAUUGUUGAAGGUUUGGACAGAAUCAUCCAACAUCAUGAUCCGUCAUUGAGGGGACUAGCACUAGUGCCCGAUAGGCUCCACGAGUACCCCAGACUUCAUCUUUCCGAGCUCCUUGAAAUGGCGAUUCGUUGCCCGAACUUGGAAGAGCUACGUCUUCAGAUAAGAAGGUCUAUGGGUAAUCAAGCAGAGUGUGAGAUAUACAAAGCUCUCAGUACCCUCCCCAAUCUCCAAAGACUAUUUCUAGAUCUGGAUUUCGAUGCUCGGCCAAAGCUACCAGCACUAGGCAGCCAUAAAACAGAAGAUCUCGACGCUCUCCGACAAACGUUCAUAAAUGCAGCCAUGGAUCAAAGCCUGGCUCUCCAGAUUUGGAGUAUGAUCAGAAACAAGAGUUCCCGUUUAAAAGACCUACGCCUUUUCCCAUUCGGAAACCAGCGUUUUUCUGCUGAGGAGUGUUAUUUGCUUAACUGUUUUGCGCGAUCAUACUUGCUUACAUAUUAUAACCUUGAGAAUCCUGGAGUGCCAGUCAUGGAGCAAAUUGGGAAAAGGGCGUGGGAGAUAAAACGAGCGAUGCAGGAAUCUUGGACUGAUACCAUUCGUGAUGGAGAUCACCAUCUCUCCAAUAGAAUU